AUGUUGACUAGACCUAGGGAGAUGGAAGAUGUGGAUGAUUGGGGUAUACCACCUCCUGUGGACCCAAAUGAAUGUUCAGAUCAACUACGGGAUAAAGUGGAUAAUUUCUUAAGACUCAAGUACGAAAGAGGACAACAUGUCAAUAGUACUUUACUUGGUAGUUCGAGUUUUAGUAAUCCUCAUAUCUACGCAAAAUUGGUCGAAUACGUAGACAUCACCGAAAGGGCCUCUGCAUUUCCUUCCGGCGGUUGGCUGACGAGACAAGAUCUCGAAGAUCAGAUACCCAAGUACGGACCUACAGCUUUGAACGCCGUACAAAAAGCCAAACAAGACGAGGUCAGACGGAACCAAGAAACGGGAAAGAGAAGUAAUAUCAAUUUCCAAUCUGCUAAACACGAUGAUUCCAGACCUCGGGAAAGGGAGUGGAGGCGGGGAGAUGAGAAAAAAGUCAAGGGUGAUAGGGCUCGAGAUAGAGAGAGAGAAAAAGAUAGAGAUAGGGAGAGGUAUAAAAGGGAUGAUAGGAACGGUGGACGUCAUAAACAUUGA
This is a messenger RNA of Tremella mesenterica DSM 1558, 546 nucleotides long. RefSeq lists its product as uncharacterized. The coding region runs from base 1 to 546 and encodes 181 amino acids. The record is from RefSeq and is a predicted model, not a curated record. The transcript is spliced from 3 exons. Gene Ontology annotation, biological process: regulation of DNA-templated transcription. Gene Ontology annotation, cellular component: nucleus. Lineage: Eukaryota; Fungi; Basidiomycota; Tremellomycetes; Tremellales; Tremellaceae.